ACCUUCUCGGUCUCUAACCUACAUUCGCUCGCCAGAAGGAAACACGAAGGCGACGGCGAUGGCCUCGCCGAAGCUCGCCGCCGGCGACGGCAACUACGACUUCCACCUCCGGUCGCUUUCCGCCGCAUCCAGGGACUCCGCUGCGGCCGCCGAUCCAGCCUCCGAUCCCAACCUCCUCCAGUCCGUGAGGAUGGUGUUCGAGAUAUGCAAGGAGGCCAAGGGAGCGAACGACGAGAUGGUGGCGCGGGCGUUUCCGGUGAUGAGCAAGCUCUUCCAGCGCUGCGCUGCCGCGCCCACGCUGUCCACAGCCUCCACCGGCGUGCUCCUCCUAACUAUUCUGCAGUUCUUCCUGGAUUUUGGGGAGGCGGUGUUGCACGAUGCUGAUGGCAGCCUGAAAACUUUCUUCCGCUCUUGCUUAAGUAGGGAGUUCGCAGAUCCUGUUGUCGCAGAGCGGACGCUUGAAUUCCUGAUAGUGAACAAGAUGAAGAUCCUGAGCUGUUUUCCCACCUUGGUUCCGCAGUUCUUCCCAUUGCUGCUGAAGUUAAUUGCAUCAAAUGGCGAGAGACUGGAUAAGAAGUUUUCAGAAGUGCUUCCAUUGAUGAUGUCGGCAGGAUCUUUUCUUCCCCUCUUCCUGUCCCUUAUGGAUCUGCCAAUGUUAGUGGUAGCAUUGGAAAAGGUGGAAAGAAGUUCCGGAACUCUCAUCGGUAGUAGUUUAGCUACUAUACAGAAGAGUGCUGCUCCUGAGAUGCUCCUUGCACUAAUGGAUGAGGCAUAUACUGGCUCUGCAAUAGAAGACCAAAGUGGCAAUUCAGGUUCUGAUGAUAGUGGUCCUCUAGACCUUGCUGACCCAAUGUUCCUUGACCUUCUAAAAGAUGAGAAUGAUGGCAUUGCUGCAAAACAUUGGACAUCCCCUACGAUAUCUUCCACCUUACAAGCGGCACUUAACAGCCCACAAUCAGACAGAUUAAAACAGUCACUGAAAAUGGCACCUCGCUUUCUUUCUGUGUAUUUUGCGACAGCAUUGCGGGACGUCAACAACUCACUCUUGUGUGCUCUGAUUCCAGUAGUCAUGUCAAGAUAUGCUGCAAUGUUCCCUGACAAGGAUUUCUCUUUCAAGGUGAGGAAAAGGCUUUCGGAUUUCUUAUUGUCUGCAUUCCAGCGCUCUCCUGACAUCAUUGCACUACUAAAGAAGCCUAUUACUGAUAGACUUGGGGAGGCCCAUGGUAAUCCUGCAAAGGCAAAGUUAGCAUUGCAUUUGUGUUGGGCCAUUGGUGAGCAUGGAGCAGGAGGGAUAAACCACAAAGAUGUAGCGCGUGAAAUAUUUGAAAAUCUGGAGUUGCUCUUAUAUGAAAACUUGGCAACUAGUCGUCUGGGAUUAAGCCAGGAGCCAGGAUUUGAUUCUAUGGGUCCAACUUCUCGAAAGUCAUCCCAAGCUAGGCUCCUCUGCUUUGUGGUGACUGCCAUUGCGAAGCUAGCAACAUGCCAUAACGAGUUGCUUCCAAGAGCACGCGUAUCAUUGGCUAAGGUUGCUCGGUCCAGAACCUUAGACAGGAGAGUCUGGCAACGUGCCUGUGACUAUUUAGGGCUCAUGAAUGAACCAGCCAUUUGUUUAUCUGUACUGGGUCCAUCCACUGCCCAAGAAAAUGGUCCUGGUAUUGUCAACUGGAGCGAAGGAGGGACGAAGAUGGUAGCUCACAUUCCAUUUUAUCUUUUAGCCGAACAAAAAGGUCCACCGUCUCAUGAUUUUUCAUAUGUGGACCUCCUGCCUGCAGAAUGAAAACACCUUCAUGAGUAGUAUGGAAUCGUGCAAUGAUUAUCUCGCAGAUGCCAUGUGCAGACAGAUCAUAUUGGUGAUCAUAGCCAAGUGCAGAUGACGUUUCUUUUAUCCAGUUAAUUUUGCAAUCUGGAAGCGCUUGCCCAGAUGAUUGAUGAGUUCCUGUAAUGUUGUAGUUUCUGGUAUCUGGAUUGUAUCCACCGUUGCAAUUCCCAGAGUAUGUACUGUAGAUGGUAUCCAGAAACACUCUGAGAUUGUACAUGGAAAUGAUUUGUCACGGUGUAUAACCUGGAAGUGGAAGGGAAGCAGUGUUGUAAACUAAGAUAUCUGAUGCUGUACAUCUUCUUGUGAUUGAGGAUAAGGAAUGCCCGGUUUCAACGUUUCCACAAA
Molecule: messenger RNA, 2164 nt
Organism: Lolium perenne
Lineage: Eukaryota; Viridiplantae; Streptophyta; Magnoliopsida; Poales; Poaceae
Source: RefSeq, a predicted model, not a curated record